Molecule: messenger RNA, 1113 nt
Organism: Aspergillus pseudonomiae
Lineage: Eukaryota; Fungi; Ascomycota; Eurotiomycetes; Eurotiales; Aspergillaceae
Exons: 1
Coding region: 162-827 (221 amino acids)
Source: RefSeq, a predicted model, not a curated record
UUGAUGGACGAUUUAACUCGCACGAUUAUUGAUGAUCUCGGACAAAAGUCGACCUUCUUUUGUCCACGAACGCCUUCCUUACCCUAAUACAGCUUCUAAUGGCAUUCACAUCACGACCUCCGCACGGCUUCGCAGUCGUAUGAUUCUACACCAGGGACCGGAUGCACAUACUAUACAGCUAUGACCGAGAGACAUGGACCAUGUCUCCCCCCUCCGCCAGGGACUCACUCCAUCACACUACACACCUAAUAUCUCCUCCCCCUCGAGUCCCAUCCCCUAAUCCAAUCACAUCAAAAGAAAGACCUAAUCCAGUAUACCGCGAGACUCUCCGUUCAGACCAACACACCAUCCGUCACGCGACCCAGAGCACUCCUUCACGGUCGAUCGAUCGACCCUUGUUUGUCCCCUCACUCAUUCAAAACCCACAAACCAAGACCCUCGUUUCCGAUUGCAUACACAACUCGUUUCCGCACUCCUAUUUCCUUUAUCAGUACAGUCUAACUCAUUCACCAGUCUCAUUUUGUCAUUAUGUUAUUACACGGCAUGUACUUGUCCCACCAUUCGUUGUUUGCCUGUUAUUGACGUCUGUAUCUGUCCUUCUUUCUCUCUAUCUGUCUGUCUCUUUUUCUAUUCCUUUUCUGUUUGUCCUAUAUAUCAAAGUCACAGCAAGAACAACACUGUUAUCCCUGAUACCCCUUCCCUUUUGUCUACCACGGUGUGUGUCUAAACAAUUUCAUAUCUAUCUGUCUGUGUAUCUAUCCUUCUCUCUUGUUGCCCGAAGGGGAUUAGAAGGAAAAGAAAACAAUGAAAAAAAAAAAAAACAUUGAAGGACCAGUUUUGCAUUCUGGUGGGGAGCUAGGAGAAUAGUAUGCAGUAGUACGCGGAAUGUCACCCCUGAAGUAGAGUAGUAUGCGUUUGUCAAAGACGCUUGGACCUUACGGAGCUUUCAGGUAGUAUAUAUUACAUAAAAUUCCGGCAAGUUCGGUUCUAGAAGGAUUCUAGAACGGUCAAAUUUGUGGGUGAUACUGUUGAUUGAAUGUUUAUUUAUUUUAUUUUAUUUUUUUUUCUUGCUUUCUUGAGCAUCUAGCACCAGCACCCCAGGUGCUGGUGACA